AUGCACGUCUACUCUUACUUGCCCGCCGUGGCCCUCGCUCUUAUUACCGCUGUAUCUGCACAGAACGACAUCCAGGAUGUCACCAACAACGGCGUCGCUUAUGGCGCGCUGAACUCCAUUCAAGCUGAAGCCGCGCCCGCUAAGCGAUCCGUCGACCUGGUCGCACACGGUACUUCGGUCCAGCGAUCUGUCCUGAAGCGCACACUCCCCAGUGGCAUUUGCACGAAUCUGCCUUCGAGAUGGAGCUACCUGGGAUGCCAUACCGACUCACCAUCCGCCCGUGUUCUCAGCGGAGCGAGCGUUCACGGAAGCGACAUGUCGCAAGAGAAGUGCAUCGAGUUCUGUGACGGAAAGGGCUACAGCGUUGCUGGCGUUGAAUGGGGUAGGGAGUGUUACUGCGGCUACCUGCUCGCCUCCUCCGCCACCAAGGCACCCGAGGAGGAGUGCAGCAAGCCGUGUGAGGGCAACAGGGACGAAGUCUGCGGUGAGGGGGGACGCAUCAAUGUCUUCACCAACGGCGAUGCCGCCCCUGCUAUCCUGGCUGCGUCCGGAGACUUCAAGUCCAUCGGCUGUUACUCGGAUCACGCCUCAGCCCGCACUCUGACCAAGGGCAUCAGUCUUUCCGGGGGUGUGAGGGUCAGCGAUUGCACAUCGGCCUGUGCUGCCCAGGGCUACCAGUUUGCCGGUCUGGAGUUCGGCAAAGAAUGCUUCUGCGGCACCGGCAUCCAAAACGACGGCAAGCCGAUCUCGGCCGAAUCUUGCAACAUGGCUUGCACGGCCGACAAGACCCAGUACUGCGGCGGCGCGGCGGCCAUCAACAUCUACAAGAACGACAAGCUUCAGCCCAACAGCCCCAGUGUCAUUCCUGACGGCUGGACUUCCAAGUCUUGCUACACCGACAGUCCUUCCGGACGCACUCUGUCUUACAAGGUUCCCAGCUUUGAUAAAUUCAGCGCCGCCCAGUGCGUCUCCAAGUGUGCCGGACUAAACUAUCUUUAUGCCGGCCUCGAAUACGGCUCCGAGUGCUUCUGCGGCAACACAAUCGACAACGGCAACGGCCCCGCCGCCAGCGGCUGCGACAUGUCGUGCGCCGGCAACCGGGCCGAUACAUGCGGUGGCGCCGGACGGAUGAACAUCUAUCAGGCCCCUUGCAAGGGCACUCCCGGCUGCCAUUUCGGCUACGGGGUCAUCAGGACAUAUCUCGGUAACGGACUGACCCAGGCCAAGCAGUGCUCCGACUUUUGCCAUGCGGAGCCGAGUUGCCAGUCUAUCCAGUAUGGUAUUUACUUUGACGGCAGGCCAUUUUGCAACCUUUUCGCGUUCGCCAUCCCCGUUGUCUUGUUACAGGGUAGCGGCGAAAGCGGCCCAUGCAGCACUUACACCUUCUACGACUCGGUCUGUUCGCUGUAA
Molecule: messenger RNA, 1410 nt
Organism: Colletotrichum destructivum
Lineage: Eukaryota; Fungi; Ascomycota; Sordariomycetes; Glomerellales; Glomerellaceae
Product: Putative carbohydrate-binding WSC
Exons: 4
Coding region: 1-1410 (469 amino acids)
Cellular component (GO): plasma membrane
Source: RefSeq, a predicted model, not a curated record